AUGAGAAGGAUACUGGAAAUCCAUAAUGAAGGGGGAGGAGGCAAAUACUUAGGUGUCCCGGAGCAAUUUGGGAGAAAAAAAACAGAGAUGUUUCAGUAUAUUGUCGACAAAGUUAAAGAGCGAACUCAGGGUUGGCACAAAAGCUUUUUGUCUACUGGGGGUAAAGAGGUUCUACUUAAGUCGGUCGCCAUUGCAUUACCGGUGUAUUCGAUGAAUGUUUUCAAGUUACCAACAGGAAUGUGUGAAGAAAUAAAUAGUGUGUUGGCUAAGUUCUGGUGGAAUACGAAUGAAGAGAGAAAAGGAAUGCAUUGGUUUAAGUGGAAGCCGCUAUGCUUCCCGAAAAAAGAAGGUGGAAUUGGCUUUAGAGAUAUUGAAAGCUUUAACUUGGCACUCUUGGGGAAAACAAGCAUGGAGAUUGUUGCAGAAUUCAGAAUGUCUUAUGGCUCGUGUGAUGAGAGGGACUUACUGCGAAAGGGAUUGAGAUUCGUGAUUGGAGAUGGGAAAGCAAUUAGUGCCUGGGAAGAUCCUUGGCUACCAACACAUCCACCAAGAGCUCCGAAGCCAAAAAAUCCAGAGAAAAGGAGUUAUAGACAAAAGAGUAAAGACUGUCCAGACGGCUCUAUCGAGAAACAGCGCCCAACCGCGCAGUCCGGCUGGCCGAGGAACGCACGUUCCGCGCUCGGCCAAAGUCACAUCCGUCCGACUGAAGUCUCGACUGAAGAGGUAGAAGGAAUAUUGUUUGCUUGUCAUAGUUCUAGUUAUGCAGGGCACUUUGCCACUUACAAGACAGUAUCCAAGGUCCUACAAGCUGGAUUUUGGUGGCCAACAAUGUUUAAGGAUGCUCAUGCAUUCAUAUCAAGAUGUGAUGCUUGCCAAAGAAUGGGAAAUAUAAGCAAGAGGAAUGAGAUGCCGCAGAACUUUAUACUAGAAGUUGAAGUUUUUGAUGUUUGGGGCAUUGACUUUAUGGGACCUUCCCAACCUCUUUUGGUGACCAAUACAUUCUAG
Messenger RNA from Microthlaspi erraticum, 1005 nucleotides. Lineage: Eukaryota; Viridiplantae; Streptophyta; Magnoliopsida; Brassicales; Brassicaceae. The record is from the annotation of a GenBank genome assembly.